This is a messenger RNA of Eucalyptus grandis, 2493 nucleotides long. RefSeq lists its product as uncharacterized. The transcript has 9 exons. Lineage: Eukaryota; Viridiplantae; Streptophyta; Magnoliopsida; Myrtales; Myrtaceae. The record is from RefSeq and is a predicted model, not a curated record. Bases 358 to 1944 code for a protein of 528 amino acids.
UCUUUAUCUCUAUUGUUGUGUUUUCCGGGGGAGGUGACAUGUGACAAAAAUAAAAACUGUUCAUGGGGUUCACGUCACUGCCCAAAUUUGCCCAAAUGCUUGUAUUAAAUUUCAAAUGGAGCUUCGGUUGACCUCCAAGACCAAGAUUCAUGUGAUCACCAUGCAUCCCACUACUGCCAUCGCCCAAACCAGAUUCUUCCUUCUUCCUCCUCCCACCGCAAAUGGUCUCAUGCAUUCGCCCACUUUCAACUCCUUCCUCCUCCCCUUUUGCCUCCCCUAUUCCCUCUCAAUGUUCAUCUAGACCUUGAGCUUUUCUCUCUGCUUCUCUUCUUUCGGCCUAUCUUCGGGUCGCCGAUAAUGAAAUUCGAGGACUUGCUGAUGGAGAGAGGCGAGGAGAAGCAGAAGAGACAGGACCUUGAGGAGGAGGUGACCAAGUUGCAAGCGGAAUUGGAGGGACAGCAAGUGCUCAACAGGGUCUUGCACCGUGCUCACUACUGCCCUGCUUCUUCCUCCCACCAGGGUCUUUCCUCACUGAUUCCACCUCAGGUUCAGGGGCUUCUGUCUGAAUUAGCUAUGGUGGAGGAAGAGAUCGUUUGGCUAGAGCGGAAAAUCAUAGGUAUGAAAAUGAGGCUGUACCAAGAAAAGAAGCACACCCAGGAAUGGCAGAUGCUGCAGCAGCCCCGGCGAAGGCGGCAACUGAAUUGUAGUAUCGAAUACCAUGCGGAGCUUAGAGAACAUGAGCCGCCUCUGAAAAUGCACUAUUUAGAAGAAGCGAGGAAGCAGAAAAUAAUCAGACAAAGAAGAGCUUCGGUUGGUUCUGCUUCAGACAUGCUGAGCAUCAGUUCCCCAAGGUCCAGUGAAGAAACAGUCGACAAAUCAAUCAAGCAUAUCGGGAGAAGUAGAUACCACGACAGUAUGGACAUGGAAAAUGGAUACGUCAUAGAGAAGCCUAAUGAACUCUCUGAACAGCUGAUCAAGUGCCUCAUAGGCGUAUUCCUUGAAUCAAACCGCGUGUUGCAGGAUAGAGAAGGACCGAAUCAUGCUCCGAAGCUCAUCCUAGCCGCCAAGAAUUCCAAGUCCACUGUAAAGAGCUCGUCUGGCCGCAAGAUCUCUCUGACUUAUGUCGAUGGUUACAUCUCGAGUCUCGACCCUUAUGGCGUGUUGCUAGAUGCAGAUGGUACUUUCAGAGAUAUCGGUCAGUACAAAAGCUUUAUCCCAAUCACGGGAAGCUCAUUAGACAUUGUGCAUCUUCAGGAGCGUUUCCCUGCAAUUGGGAAAUUAAGGGCCUUGGUGCACAAAUUGAGCAGUGUAGACCUGACCUUUUUGACAUAUAAGCAGAAGUUAGCGUUCUGGAUCAACAUCUACAAUGCCUGUAUAAUGAAUGCUUUUCUGGAACACGGUCUGCCCUCCUCUCAGGAGAAACUUCUGGCACUGAUGAACAAGGCUGCAUUGAACGUGGGUGGCAUAGUACUAAACGCUCUGGCAAUCGAGCAUUUCAUUCUCAGACAUCCAUAUGAAAGCAAACAUGGCUCGAUGGAUGAGAAAGAAAUGCUGCUUCGUCAUGCUUACGGCCUCGGCUAUCCUGAGCCGAAUGUGACCUUUGCCCUUUGCCGGGGCAGCUGGUCUUCCCCUGCAUUAAGGGUCUAUACUCCGGAAGAGGUAGUGAACGAAUUAGGGAGAGCGAAGGUCGAGUAUUUGGAAGCAUCAGUCGGGGUCACGAGCAAGAGAAAGAUCAUCGUGCCGAAGCUUUUGCAGUGGCACUUGAGGGACUUCGCGGACGACAUGGAUUCGCUCCUCGAGUGGAUCUACAGCCAGCUUCCACGUUCUGGGAUUCUCAAGAGAUUGAUGAUGGAGUGCUUGAACUACGACACCAAGUCCCACGCCUCCAAGAUGGUCAAAAUCCAGCCUUACCAAUCCGAGUUCCGGUACCUGUUGGCCUUGUAACCGAAACAAGCGGGACAUAUCCCAAUCAGCGGGAAACAAUGCACCGCAAAUCUGACAGAUUCAGCUCAUCAGGAAGUGAAGACAACGGCCAGGCAGAGUUAAGCCAGCCUCAACCACCAAUUCGGUCUAGGCCACGCUAGGACGCAGCACGACGCGUUUUGUGCUGGUUUUUCCGGUCCGAUUCGAGAUUCAAGAGUGCAUUAAACAGAGGAGCUGAGCUGAGCUCGGGCAACAAGCAGGGGCAUUAACCGGCUCGGGGAGCAAUGAAUAAGAGUGCAUUUGGAGUUAGGCAAAUCGGCAUUCUUUUCUGUAUAAAUGUUUCAGAUUCGUCUUUGCUUCUGUAACAUUGAAUUAGGUGAUUCCGUAUCUUCCUAUUGAAGAAAGUGGCUGCUACGUUUGUAUGCAAAAUGAGAAAAAUUAAGUAGGGAGCAACUUAUGUUUUAGUUGAAUAUAUGCUUCAAUGCAACGUAUUAAUGGCUUAGAUUGGACGAGUACAGCCACUUGAAGUGUAAUAAUGUCGAAGAUCCUAAAGUUGCAUAUCGAUUGAAA